Striga asiatica is the source of this 1054-nucleotide messenger RNA. Lineage: Eukaryota; Viridiplantae; Streptophyta; Magnoliopsida; Lamiales; Orobanchaceae. The record is from the annotation of a GenBank genome assembly.
GUUGGCUCUCUUUCAAAAUACAACCGGUUUAUGCUGCCUUCAUCGUCCUCAAUUUUUCAAAGAUAAAUCCUUCACCCUUGCAGUCGUCCCCAUUUUCCAGUGCCUUUUCCCUUCCAUGAAGUUUGCUUCACUUUUAGUUCAAUCAGGUGCGUAUUUGAGCAAGUGCGAGCCGUACUGAUAUUCGCGCGGCCUUUGUUUUGGCAGAAUGAGUGCGAUUAACAUCACGAAUGUCGCCGUGCUGGACAAUCCGGCGUCGUUUUUGUCCCCUUUUCAGUUCGAAAUCUCAUACGAAUGCGUGGCUUCUCUUAAAGACGAUUUGGAAUGGAAGCUCAUAUACGUGGGAUCUGCAGAGGAUGAGACUUAUGAUCAACUCCUAGAAAGCGUCCUUGUCGGUCCUGUCAAUGUUGGAAAUUAUCGUUUUGUUUUGCUGGCGGACCCACCAGAUCCUUCCAAGAUUCGCGAGGAAGACAUCAUAGGUGUCACUGUGCUUUUAUUGACGUGCUCUUACUUGGGUCAAGAGUUUGUUCGGGUGGGCUAUUACGUGAAUAACGACUAUGAUGAUGAGCAUCUGAGAGAAGAACCUCCCCAGAAAGUCUUGAUCGACAAAAUUCAGAGAAAUAUACUGUCUGACAAACCAAGAGUGACCAAAUUUCCCAUUAAUUUUCACCCUGAAAACGAGACUGGAGAAGAAGCUUCUCAACUUGAGCAUCCUGUUGAAGCAGAUGGGUUUGAAGAACAAAAGCAGCCUUCACCAAAUCAUCCUUAAGCCUUUGUUUUUGGUCUCAGUUCUUUGGUUGGUUUCAUGUGCUGAUUCCCUUUAGGCUUUUUUUUAUGUGUUUGUGUCUAGUGUAGUUGGUUCUCUUUAAGAAUUUUCUGUCAAGUGUUGCUUAUAACAGGUGAAACUGAGUUCAAGGUCAUUGUUAGAGUUUUUGCACUGGCAAAUGAAUUAAACUAUAAUUCUCAUGAGCAUAAGCUCAGAAGUUUCCUAGAAUUUUCAAUUUGUAAGUCCUUGUUACUGUUUGUCACCAUCAAUCAAUUAGAAAUAAUAAUUUGU